Molecule: messenger RNA, 981 nt
Organism: Fonsecaea erecta
Lineage: Eukaryota; Fungi; Ascomycota; Eurotiomycetes; Chaetothyriales; Herpotrichiellaceae
Exons: 4
Coding region: 1-981 (326 amino acids)
Source: RefSeq, a predicted model, not a curated record
AUGGCAACAACAAUAAUCACGACCGCCACGGCGGAAAGGGUUUUCCUCCCAAUCAAAGUGGAGAGCCUUCCACCCGUCCUCACCUUCGAGGCUGAUGCCGAUCCAGCAGAUGUGAUAAAAGCGCUCAAAAUCAGUGGCGGAUGUAGGGUCAAAGGGGCCGUUGAUAAGAAGAUCCUUGCCCAGGUGGAAAGGGAGUUGCGCCCACAUAUCGAGGCGGAUGUUGUGUGGGAGGGAGACUUCUUUCCGAUCCAAACUCGGAGGGUUGAGGGCAUGAUCGGCAAAAGUCCAAUCUGUGCCGAGCAUAUCAUCAACCAUCCACUCUAUCAGGCUGUGUGCAAGGAGUUCCUGACAACCAAGAACUGGUAUUGGAGUGGUCAAAAGAAAAUCUUUGCAACGUCGGAUCCUCAGCUCAACAAUUCGAUUUGUUUCUCCAUCGGACCGGGAGCAUGGGACCAACCUCUCCACAGGGACAGCUGGUGUCACCAGACUUAUGAGAAAGAAGUGGCAGUAUAUCCUGACAAUUAUGAUCGAGAUGUUGGCAUCGGCUGGUUCAUUGCUGGUAAACCUGCGACUCGAGAAAAUGGUGCGACAAGAUUUAUCCCCGGCAGUCAUCUCUGGUCCAAGGACCGACCACCUCAGGAGGAACUUGCUGUACACGCCGAGUUAGAACCAGGGGACGCCUUUAUGAUGUUGAGUUCAUGUUAUCACGGUGGUUCUGCCAACAAGACGACAGAUCAGGAACGGUUGCUCUUCAGUUGCUUCAUGACCAAGGGCUGGCUGCGGCAGGAAGAAAACCAAUACCUGGCCAUCUCACGGGAGGUGGUGCUUAAGAUGCCUGUCCAUAUCCAACAGCUGAUGGGUUACAAGCUGAGCCAGCCGUUCUGUGGGUGGGUGGAAAGUGAUGAUCCGCGUGUUGUGCUGGACCCAUCGUUAAAGGACGACCCGUCAGGACAUUAUGACGAAGAUAAAGACGAGCAUUAA